AUGGCUCAAUUACAAUACUCAAGGAAAAAGCCAAAUAUUCAUCAUUCUGAUACUAUAUCACAUCACUCCAUUUCUAAUAAGAUUAUUGAAGGGGUAAACUUUUUAAAUAAUAAGGCAUCCCAAUACUCUUCUCCCCUUGUUCAAAACAAUAAACGUACCACUGCCGAUAUAGACAUUCGCAACAUUCCAUCCAAUAGUAUUCAAUGUCAUAAAAAAGCAAAAUGUGGUGACGGCCAAUCGUGUUGCAAUCAUGAUAGCUGUUAUUUAGGAACAGAUUAUAAUUACACUCCUGUUGAUACUUCUACACAUGGUGUUAAUGAUGAUCAAGAAUUAUUGGACUCUCUACCAAAAGUCUCUGGUAUGGAUGACACAUUGAAAGAAUUCUUGAGUUCCUUUUAUAACGAUGAAGGUGGAACUAUCUGUGAUGAAGAUAUUCUAACACAACAUUCAUUUUCAAGUGUAAAAUCUAAUAUCGCUACAAACGAGAAUUUUGAUGCAUUGUUAAAAAAGAUAUUGAGGUUUACAGUCACAGCAUCUCUCUCUGAGAAUUGUUUAAAGCAAGUGAUUGAAAUUGUUAAAGAAGCACUUCAAUUAUGUAAAAGUGAUGCUGAUAGAGAAUAUGCAAUUGACCACCUCUCACUAUCUGGAUACUAUAAUCAUUUCAUGUUAUCAUCUAAAACAAGAAAAGUUCCAAUGUGCCUAGAAUGUCAACAAUAUCAAAAAGAUGUCACUCAUAAAAAUUGUCCAACUUGUGGACAUUAUAUGGAGAUGGAGUUUCACCAUUUCAAUCCAGUCAACAAAGCUUUUACCAAUUUUCUAUUAGCUUGA
Messenger RNA from Naegleria lovaniensis, 828 nucleotides. RefSeq lists its product as uncharacterized. The record is from RefSeq and is a predicted model, not a curated record. Bases 1 to 828 code for a protein of 275 amino acids. NCBI's taxonomy places the organism in Eukaryota, Heterolobosea, Eutetramitea, Acrasida, Naegleriidae. The transcript has a single exon.